This is a messenger RNA of Caenorhabditis briggsae, 306 nucleotides long. The transcript has a single exon. The coding region runs from base 1 to 306 and encodes 101 amino acids. The record is from RefSeq and is a predicted model, not a curated record. NCBI's taxonomy places the organism in Eukaryota, Metazoa, Nematoda, Chromadorea, Rhabditida, Rhabditidae.
AUGUUGAGCGGAAAAGUGGUCAUUGAGGAAAGAAGAACGAAGUUGAAUGGUCCGAAGGACUUUGAUGUGGCCAAUGUGGAUCAACUUGAAGGCAAUGUAGAGCAAAGUGGAUCACAAGAAAAGAAAGGAAAUUCAAGAAAAGAACGAACGGAAAAAUGCACCUUUCGUUGCUCUGUAUCCCACAAAUCGUGGAACAGCCCCAAGUCGGCAGCAGAAAAGUUUGCGUUUCUGAUCCAGGAGAAACGUUGCACUGUGUUUCUCGAAAAACCACCAUUCUCGAGAAUGCAAAAAUAUGCCAGCACAUAA